Messenger RNA from Penicillium psychrosexuale, 3513 nucleotides. RefSeq names its product tRNA (34-2'-O)-methyltransferase regulator RTT10. Gene Ontology annotation, molecular function: protein binding. Gene Ontology annotation, cellular component: cytoplasm. Gene Ontology annotation, biological process: tRNA methylation. The transcript is spliced from 2 exons. The coding region runs from base 1 to 3513 and encodes 1170 amino acids. The record is from RefSeq and is a predicted model, not a curated record. NCBI's taxonomy places the organism in Eukaryota, Fungi, Ascomycota, Eurotiomycetes, Eurotiales, Aspergillaceae.
AUGCAGCAUAUUGAUGCUUUUCUCCCGAUAACAGCGUUGAAGGCGUUUGUAUUGGGUGAUAGACGAUUCAUCUUUCAAAGUCAAGGCACAUUCUUCCGGCUGGUUGAUGAAAUCACCGGUAUUGUCACUGCUCAAAUCCAAAUAUUCAAAAGGAACAAUAUUCAUGGUUUCAUUCCUUUGAAUCAACGACCACAGGAUCAAGAUUCGAACCAUGUCCAAAUAGUCGUCUGGGGUGGUCGCUCAGUCCGAGCGGUUGACCUCGUUUUGAUCUCUGAUCAUGAAGUCACGUUGUCGGCCUCUAGUGCCGAGUUCAUUGCUCCAGAUUGGAUCAUGAGUGGGUGCGCAGCUGUUACAGGUGGCCAUCACGGGGCUUUUUUUAUCACCGCGAACAAUGCCCUCCUGAGUCUCGAAGUGCUCGACAGCGGGAUGCCUGGGCGAAAUACAAUAUCCAUAUAUCAACUGGCGACAAGUGUGAAGUCCAUCCUUUACUCCGCCGAUGUGAUUGCACUGUCUUCCUCCCACGUUCUCAUUGCAGCUGGUACGGUCUUCGGAGAAAUCAUUGUGUGGUCGUGUUUCUUGAAUAAAAAUGGAUUACACAAAGCUAAUGCAGUUGGCUCUAUCCACCAUUUCUUCACGGGGCAUGACGGAUCAAUAUUCGGUGUCCGCAUUUCUCCUCAGAUCCCGUCCUUGAAUGGAGGCAAGUCUGGCAGGAUACUUGCCAGCUGCAGUGAUGAUAGAACUGUGAGAAUCUGGGAUAUAUCAGAUUGUGACCACAAGACAGCCCAAGAUCCUUCCGCAUACUCCACAGACGGGUUUGAAUUGCGAAGCACAGGUUUUGGUCCUGUUGAGGCAGGCGAGGAGAGCGUUGGAUCUGAAUCAUGUGUGGUCCAGGCCUUUGCUCACGCGGCUCGUAUUUGGGGUGUUUAUUUCAGGGCCAUCAAACAUAAUAACCAAACCCAUAUGGGGUUGGUUUCUCGUGGAGAGGAUUGCACAUGCGUUUUGUGGGACCUAAGCUGGCACUCAUCAUCCGCUGGGACGAAUGAUUAUCGGCUCAGCCAGACUACUUCAAUACAAACACAUAUUGGAAAGCACAUUUGGUCUCUAGAUCUUUGCAGAAUUGGCUCUGAGACUGUGGUUUAUACCGGAGGUGCCGAUGGUGCACUGAAAAGCUUCCCCAUCAAAGAAAAUGACGAUGAACACCUGGGCAAUGGCUCUGGUGCUUCUUCCCAGCAAUUAUCUAGCUCGCAAGUAAAGGCGAAGAACAAGCAUCCCACAGCCGAUGGAGCGAAAGCCUUCGCAUUUGCCGCCCAAGACUGCCUUCUUCGCACCUCUACGCAAGGUCAGAUCCAACUUGGAUAUCUUACCCAAGCGGAGGAGACUGCCAUUACUUGGGAGACACUAUGCGAAGCACCUGACCUUGCUUCUUUUGGCGUCAUUGCUGCUUUACCCCAGAUGGGUCUAGCAUUGAUUGGUAAUUUCCGAGGAUUCAUUCGGCUCUAUAAUCACGCUACAAAAUCCGUCAUCAGCAUCACGGACGUUUGUAACAGACCCCUUGGAAUCUUCUUCCUUCAGACUCACUCUUCCAAGAUGGAUAUGUCGAAUUCUUCUAAAAACAUCGCAUUCCUUGUCUUUUAUCCUACCGGGGAAGAAAUAACAGUUGUCAACGUCUCAGACUGGAACAGCGAUCAUCCAAAUGCCGAAAUAACCACCUAUACCCUACCAUCCUCAUUUGUGGUUUGCAGUGCAUCUUUCAUCUUCGAUGGCCAAUAUUUGAUUAUAGGAUCAAAGUUCGGCGCCCUUGCAAUAUACAACAGCUCCGAGGCCGAGCCCGUGUUGGUCAACCGUCGAGUUCAUGGCCGGGAGUUUGUCAAUCACAUUAGCGUUGUGACAUCUGUUACUACGAGCGAUACCACAAAAUCAGACUUCGUCUUGACCUGUGGGCGAGAUGGAACUUAUUGUCUCCAUGAAUUGCAGCUUUCCGGGAAUGGAAAAGAUGUAACGAUGGAGACAGUGCACCGUACAGCAUCUAUAACCGGUGGGAACAUCGAAGGCGCCUACUUCGAUAAAACAACUGGCGAUUUCAUGUUGUAUGGAUUCAGAUCUCAAGAUUUCGUCCUGCGCAAUGAGUCAAAGCUGACGGAUAUCGUAUCCAUUGCUUCGGGUGGCUUUCGCCGAGGCUGGGACUUUAUGCCAGGAGACAAAAAAAACAAUGCGCUGUUCACGUGGAAGGACGGAACUUCUUUGAUGACUACUCGUGUACGAGCUGGUGCUAGUACUUUGCUUCGAGCCGGAGGUCACGGGCGGGAAAUCAAAGCGGUGGAUGUUUUCAACCCCAUUGAUGGAGAUCGGCCUCUUUUUGCGACUGGUGCAGAGGACACUACUGUUCGUAUUUUCACGCCGACUUCCUCAUUGGCUGCUAGUCCAUGGGGUAGCUUUGAGUGUCUGCGCGUCUUGGAUACACACAAGUCUGGCAUCCAGCAGGUGACUUGGUCCAAGGAUGGGAGAUACCUAUUCACUAGUGCUGCAUACGAGGAGUUUUUCGUGUGGAAAGUUCGCACCAUUCCUAUAUUCGGGGUUUCCACGAAAUUGGUGGCUGCGAGUCCGAAGGACGACCCGAAUUCAGAUCUCCGGAUACCUAGUUUCGAUUUGCUGGAAGUAGAGGAUGUUGACGGGGAGCAGGGUUUCCUCCUGUGCCUUGCUCUUUCCAACUCCAUUUUUAAGAUAUUCCACUUCUCCCCAUCUAAUGGGGGCCAAUUCACUCUCCUGGCUCGUGGGAAAUACAUGACCAACUGUUUGACACAAGCCCACUUCUUGGUCACGAGCUCUUCUGUGAGCCUUAUCACCGCUGCGACUGAUGGCUACUUCACACUGUGGGAUCUAACAAGCACACUUGAACCAUUUUACACUAUCACACAAUCCACUUUGAAGGCCAAGCACCCCUUCGAAGGCUCUUCCAUCUCACCAGAAAAUAUCACAUGCGAAAGUCGGUAUCAGAUUCAUUCCAACAGUAUCAAGGGGAUGGAGCUGGUUCCUAUCUCUGACACGGCCACUGUUAUUGUGGCUGGAGGUGAUGAUAACUCUCUCUCCGUGUCUCUCCUACGAACAAAUCCAUCAAACACCGGCACGAAUGCACAGGUAGCUACGGUUUCUAUCCCAGAUGCUCACGCUGCGGCAGUUACCACAGUCAAAGUUCUCAAUCAGCAAAUUUCUCGUGAUGUUACAUCAAAUACAGACACCAUUAAAAUCACUGUGGCAUCUUCUGGCAACGAUCACCGAGUCAAGAUAUGGUCAAUCGCCGUGGACCCUACACAACCUGACACGAAGGGGAUUAUCGUAGGAUUCUUACUGGAUACAUACAGCUCUGUGGCUGAUAUAUCAUCAAUGGGACUUGUCCAUGGGCCUAGGAAUGGCCUUCCCACAAAAAACUAUUCGUCUGGUCAGUCGCGAUUGGUUAUCUGCGGUGUGGGCCUGGAGAUGUUUGCUGCCGAAUCGGAUCGAGUCCUAUCUGCAUGA